AGGGAAGACUUUGUCCGGAUACGUGGUGGAACUUGAGGCGGUCCUUGAGUCCCACGCACACAGAUAGUCCGGGAUCAUCCCACCCAGCAGCUCCCAGUCCACCAUUUACCAAACUUUAAAAAAAAAAAAAAAAAAAUGGCACCGUCCACUUCACAACUCUUGUGUGCGCUUGUCAUCGUGUUUUCCACCUCAGUCGUGAACUCCCAGUACGAGAAAUACAGCUUCAGGAGUUUCCCCCGACACGAGCUGAUGCCGCUGGAGUCCGCGUACAAGUACGCGCUGGACCAGUACACCGGGGAGAAGUGGAAGGACACGGUGGACUACAUGGAGGUGUCUCUGCGUCUCUACCGGCUGCUGCGGGACAGCGAGGCCUUCUGCAACCUCAACUGCAGCUCCGUGCGCCUGGACGACGAGCAGAAGUUCGCGGAGUUUCCAGAGCUGCGUGCGUUCGGGAACGUCGUGAAGAGAGCGCAGUGCCUGAAGCGCUGCAAGCAGGGGCUGCCCGCGUUCAGACAGACCAUGCCGAGCCGGGACACCCUCGAAGAGUUUGAGAAGAGAGAGCCUUACAAAUAUCUGCAGUAUGCCUACUUCAAAUCGAACAACCUGGCCAAGGCCGUGUCUGCAGCCCACACCUUCCUGCUCAAACACCCAGACGAUGAGAUGAUGCAGAGGAACAUGGCGUACUACAAGAGUCUGCCCGGUGCUGAGGAACAUCUCAAAGACCUGGAGACAAACUCCUACGAGACACUGUUUGUGCGUGCAGUGAGGGCGUAUAAUGGAGAAAACUUCCGUACCUCAGUAUCGGACAUGGAGCUCGCGCUGAGGGACUUCUUCAAAGUCUACGAUGAGUGUCUGGCUGCAUCAGAGGGUCCACGCGAUGUCAAGGACUUCAAAGACUUCUAUCCCUCCAUAGCUGAUCACUACAUUGAAGUCCUCGAGAGGAAAGUGAAUUGUGAACGUGACCUGACUCCAGUUGUCGGAGGAUUUGUUGUUGAGAAGUUCGUGGCCACCAUGUACCACUACCUGCAGUUUGCUUAUUACAAAUUAAACGACCUGAAGAAUGCAGUACCAUGUGCGGUCAGCUACCUCCUGUUUGACCCGAAUGAUGAAGUUAUGAAGAACAACGUUGCCUAUUACAAGUUUCACCAAAACAAGUGGCAGCUGACAGAAGAGGACUUCCUGCCCAGAUCAGAGGGAGUGCGGUACUACAAUCAGACCACCAUGCAGCUACAGAUGCUGGAGUUCUCCAGACAGCGUCUGACAAGUGAUGAUGAGGGGGAGGUGGUCGAGUUUAUAGAUGAGUUCCUGGAUGAGGAUAAAUAGUCCACGUUGGAAACACUGAGAAACAAACACACACACACACACACACACAAAAGAAAAUCAAGCAGCACCAGUUUGUAUUUAUUGUUAUUUUUUUGUAAAAGGCUCUGUUUGGUCACUGUGGUUUUAACCUGCAGCUUCACGUCCUGAAUAUUAAUCCUAAAUCGUCCACAAUUUGGGAUUCAUCCAUUUCAGAGGGAUACACACACAGUGGUUGAAUGAUUUUAAAGGCAAUACUGAAAACAGAGACAUUAGAGUAUUUUUUACUGUUAAGUUAAUGAAUUCCUCUCCUCUACUGUGACUAAUAGUGAUGUUGUCUUUCAAAAAGUGUAAUUUUACAAUUAAUGCUGUCAUACAGUUAAUGUUCUGGUCAAUAAAAAAUGUCAUAAAAUUAUUACAUGA
Molecule: messenger RNA, 1722 nt
Organism: Solea solea (common sole)
Lineage: Eukaryota; Metazoa; Chordata; Actinopteri; Pleuronectiformes; Soleidae
Gene: crtap
Product: cartilage associated protein
Exons: 7
Coding region: 136-1323 (395 amino acids)
Biological process (GO): peptidyl-proline hydroxylation to 3-hydroxy-L-proline; collagen fibril organization
Cellular component (GO): endoplasmic reticulum
Molecular function (GO): collagen binding; protein binding
Source: RefSeq, a predicted model, not a curated record